CCGACCGAAGGCGGCAAUAAGUGUAACGACGACAAGGCCGAUUCCUCGAAGCAGCUGAAGAUGUGUCGGCUAUUGAUCUACAAGGGGAAGCGAAAGAUGCUGUUGGCAGAUCUGAUUACCAGACCGCAGCACUCGAUCAUCAACCAAUCCUUCGACUCCCGUCUCCGCAUUGACACUCGCCGCCCCAUCAACGGCGACGGCUUCGGCGUCGGCUACUACACCCAAGACCCCUCCUCCCCCGAUCCCGAAAUCGGCUCAGGCCCAUGUAUCUUUACUGCGAUUACUCCAGCAUGGAAUAAUUUGAACCUUGCACGAUUGGCGGAAAAGACGAAGAGUGCGCUUGUGUUUGCGCAUGUGAGGGCGAGUACGGCGGGGAUUUUAGCGGAGGUGAACUGUCAUCCGUGGAGCUUUGGGAGUUUGAUGUGGAUGCAUAAUGGGAAUAUUGCGGCGUUUCCGAAGAUUAAGAGACGGUUGCAGACGGCGUUACGGGAUCAAUACUUCCUUCACGUCGCCGGAAACACAGACAGUGAAUGGGCCUUCGCGCUCUUCCUAAACUGUCUCCACGACUCAGGACACGACCCAGCAUCCUCCCCAGCCAGCGGCUUUGGCCCCGAAGUCCUCCGGAAAGCUAUGUUGGCUACCGUCGAUCUGUUGAAGGCGUGGACGAAGGAGGCGCAGGAGGGGGAAGACGAGGAUGAGCGAGAACCGAGUAUGAUGAACUUUGCUGUCACGGAUGGCGAGAGCGUGGUUUGUACGCGGUAUAUCACGAGUCGAACGCAGGAAGCUGCCUCCUUAUAUUUCAGUUCUGGGUCCUCGUUCCAUGAGUACAAGCCUGGAGGACAUUACCGUAUGGAACGGCGUGAUCGGGGACAGGAUAUUGUGCUUGUCGCUUCUGAGCCUCUGACGUUCGAGAGAGCGGAUUGGGUUACAGUGCCGAAUAACUCGUGUUUAACAAUCCGGAAUCAGAUGGUGUUGUUACAUCCUAUCAUUGACGAGUAUUACACUGAACCGGCGAUGCCGAGAAGUUCGGAGCACGCGGAGAGUCAUGGGUUACAUGGAGCGGAUGUCAAGGCGCAUAUCGAUGCAGAGCUGGGAUUGGAUUGUGCUGAGAGUCCGUUGAGGACGAGUUUCGUGGCCGUUGUACCGGAGAUUGAUACUCAAGACCUCCCAUGA
This is a messenger RNA of Saitoella complicata NRRL Y-17804, 1173 nucleotides long. RefSeq names its product N-terminal nucleophile aminohydrolase. The coding region runs from base 61 to 1173 and encodes 370 amino acids. The record is from RefSeq and is a predicted model, not a curated record. NCBI's taxonomy places the organism in Eukaryota, Fungi, Ascomycota, Saitoellomycetes, Saitoellales, Saitoellaceae. The transcript has 6 exons.